Messenger RNA from Symbiodinium sp. CCMP2456, 1179 nucleotides. The record is from the annotation of a GenBank genome assembly. NCBI's taxonomy places the organism in Eukaryota, Dinophyceae, Suessiales, Symbiodiniaceae.
AUGUUUCGGACUGCCAAUGCUGGUUCUACUGUUUUCUUUGCUCAAACAAAGUUUUUCGACAUUGCUACGGGUGCCUUCAAGAAAUGGCUCAAACAUCAUGGGCUUCCAGAGUUCCUCAAGGAUGAGUUUCCAAAGUUCCUCAAUCAGCAAUGGCCUCAGCAUUUGAAAUCCCUGGAUGAAUAUCCUCGCUUUACUUUUGCGGACGUUCAACGGCUCAAGAAGUUUCUGGGAGAAGAUUGGGUUAUUCAUCAUGAAGAUCAUCACCCUCAAAAGGUGAUGAUAUUCUGUCCACGGCUGUAUUUUCAGGGCGCGUGCCGAACGUGGAGUGAUGCUCAGUUGUUUCAACCUUUAUCUGGAAGUGCAGAGUACUGGAAGUAUCAAGUGCAGCGACUUGCCCCAGCACAUAUACUGAAGGCAUAUCCAUGGGGAUUUCAAAAAGCAUCUUGUCUUCCUUCUGGAUUUGUAUUCCUUAAAGCAAAAAAGGAGUACCUCAUGGGUCGGACGUUGAUUUCCCAUUUCAAAGCCUAUCACUCCAAGCUGCUCAAGGCAUGUGCCAAUGCACUGCUUAUGAUGCUUCGCCACUGUUGGCCGCAGCAUUCCGGCCAACAGAGCAUUCCACAAACAUGGAAGCACAUUCACGAGUUUUUCGGUUCGAUUGAUUCCGUUGAUGACUACCAGCCAGUUGUCUGCAACGACGAUCUCGUAGGAUUCUUCAACUCGAUUCCUCAAGACCGGUUGUUAUCUGCAACACAAGCACUUGUCCAGGACUGGAUACAUCAAAAAGGUGAUGGUCCGAUCACUGUCAACAUGGAUGUUGGUCUGUCACUUGCAGAGCGCACUUUCCGGGGAAAGUUCUAUCAUCGGCCGAAAAAUUCGGUAGUCUUGUACCCUAUUCACUUGAUUGACAUCAUUGAGUUCAGUUUCCGUUCCUGUAUCUUCAGUGCGCUGGGUGCAGUAUGGAAGCAAAUCCGGGGCACAGGGAUUGGAAAUCAGGUGAGUCCCGUGAUCAGCGAAAUCGCUAUUGCUCAUAUUGAGCUUACCUGGUCACGAAUCUACAACACCUGGCUUCAUCAACCCGUUUAUCCCACACUCCGUGUCAGGCAGUUUGCGUUUGAGAAUGUCGGGCUUGAAAUCUCGCGCUGCGUUGAUCACUCGCUAUGCGUGGCCACCAGAAGCUAG